Molecule: messenger RNA, 1194 nt
Organism: Brassica oleracea var. oleracea
Lineage: Eukaryota; Viridiplantae; Streptophyta; Magnoliopsida; Brassicales; Brassicaceae
Product: probable aquaporin PIP1-4
Exons: 4
Coding region: 81-953 (290 amino acids)
Biological process (GO): response to water deprivation; transmembrane transport
Cellular component (GO): plasma membrane; vacuole; plasmodesma
Molecular function (GO): water channel activity
Source: RefSeq, a predicted model, not a curated record
UAUCCACCAGACACUCUCCUCCACACACAAGAAGAAAGAAGUAGAAAAAGCUCAACACUUUAACCUUUCUAGAGAGGAAAAUGGAAGGCAAAGAAGAGGAUGUGAGAGUGGGGGCUAACAAGUUCCCAGAGAGGCAGCCGAUCGGUACGUCAGCUCAGAGCGACAAGGACUACAAGGAGCCACCUCCUGCGCCACUGUUCGAGCCGGGAGAGCUGAGCUCAUGGUCGUUCUGGAGAGCAGGAAUCGCCGAGUUCAUAGCUACUUUCCUCUUCCUUUACAUCACAGUGUUGACAGUAAUGGGAGUGAAGAGAGCACCAAACAUGUGUGCCUCUGUUGGAAUCCAAGGCAUCGCUUGGGCUUUUGGUGGCAUGAUCUUUGCCCUCGUCUACUGUACUGCUGGAAUUUCAGGUGGACACAUCAACCCUGCGGUUACGUUCGGUCUGUUCUUGGCUAGGAAGUUGUCUCUGACCAGAGCUGUUUUCUACAUGAUUAUGCAAUGUCUCGGAGCCGUCUGUGGUGCCGGAGUAGUCAAGGGUUUCCAGCCAACGCCGUACCAGACUCUCGGUGGCGGUGCCAACACUGUCGCUCCUGGCUACUCCAAGGGAUCUGGUCUCGGUGCUGAAAUCAUCGGAACCUUUGUUCUCGUCUACACGGUCUUCUCCGCCACCGACGCCAAGAGAAGCGCCCGUGACUCGCACGUCCCGAUAUUGGCACCGCUACCAAUAGGGUUUGCAGUGUUCUUGGUACACCUGGCGACAAUUCCGAUAACCGGGACCGGAAUCAACCCAGCUAGAAGCCUUGGAGCCGCAAUUAUCUACAACAAGGACCACUCCUGGGAUGAUCAUUGGAUAUUCUGGGUGGGACCAUUCAUUGGAGCAGCUCUAGCAGCACUGUAUCACACGAUUGUCAUCAGAGCCAUUCCUUUCAAGAGCAAGAGCAAGAGCAAGAGCUGAAGGAUGAUGAUGAAACAAAAUAAAUAUUCAACGGUCCAGAUUUCUUCUUUAGCGUUGUGUAACAAUGUCCUUGCUUACUAUUUUUAUUAUGUAGCUUUUGUGUGUUGCAAUGUAUUUACUACUUACUACUCUCUUUAAGGAGAGUCUAUUUGGGAUUUUGUGAAUUUCUUGUAUGCUUUUAAAGUACAUUGGGUUGUUCUAUGUGUUGUUUAGUUGUUAAUCAUCUCUGGUUUGCAAUGUA